Molecule: messenger RNA, 960 nt
Organism: Echinococcus granulosus
Lineage: Eukaryota; Metazoa; Platyhelminthes; Cestoda; Cyclophyllidea; Taeniidae
Product: Potassium voltage-gated channel protein Shaw
Exons: 2
Coding region: 1-960 (319 amino acids)
Biological process (GO): potassium ion transmembrane transport
Cellular component (GO): axon; dendrite membrane; voltage-gated potassium channel complex
Molecular function (GO): delayed rectifier potassium channel activity
Source: RefSeq, a predicted model, not a curated record
AUGACGUACACAGCCCACCGUGACACACAGGCGACGCUUCACAUUCUCGACGAAGCAGACAUGGAUACUGCAGAAUGCAUCGAUGUUGACCUCUACAAGCGAUUCGGGCUGGAGGAGGAGUAUGAGAUGAACCAACUCACCACAUGGCAAAAACUAAAGCCCAGAAUUUGGGCUGUUUUUGAAAUGCCACGAUCGUCGGUGGCUGCCAAGUGUGUGGCUUUGAUUUCCGUCAUUUGCGUGAUCCUGUCCAUCGUUGCGUACUGCUUCAAGACAGCUCCAUCCUUCACGGCUCCUUCACUUCAAAUUUCCACUGGACCCUUCUUCAAUAUCACUCUCAACGCCACAGCUCUUUCCUACUCCUCCUUCUCUACCACAUCCCAUUCCUUCAUCUUAGCACCCUCUGAUCCACUCGCUGUAAUACCACAUCCUGCUUUUCUCUACAUCGAGCUCGUCUGCAAUAUCUGGUUCCUUUUCGAGUUUGUUAUACGUCUGGCCGUCACUGACAGUCCGAUGAGAUUUCUCCGUUCCCCUCUUAAUCUCAUCGAAAUUGCUGCAGUGAUCAGUUUCUACGCCGAAGUUUUCGUAACUCUCGGUUUUGGCAAUCAUCACUCCUCAUCAUCUCCUGUGAUAGCCAAAUGCGCUGUGGAGCUCCUCAGUAUUGUGCGAGUGAUGCGGUUGUUUAAGCUCACUCGGUAUAUCUCGGGAUUGAAGAUCCUCAUUCUCACAUUCAAAGCUAGUGCAAAAGAGUUGUUGCUGUUGGUGUUCUUUCUCAUGGUCUUCAUUGUCCUCUUUGCUGCAUUGGUUUUCUAUGCCGAGAGGUUUUCGCUCUCCCCCGCCAACGACUUCACUUCCAUUCCAAUUGGUCUGUGGUGGGCGAUCGUUACAAUGACCACAGUGGGAUAUGGAGAUAUGGCGCCCAAGUCGUAUGCUGGUAAGGAUUUGGAAAGUUCCUGUAUUUAA